Physella acuta is the source of this 3358-nucleotide messenger RNA. Its product is annotated as PDZ and LIM domain protein 1. Gene Ontology annotation, biological process: muscle structure development; actin cytoskeleton organization. NCBI's taxonomy places the organism in Eukaryota, Metazoa, Mollusca, Gastropoda, Physidae. Gene Ontology annotation, molecular function: muscle alpha-actinin binding; actin binding. The record is from RefSeq and is a predicted model, not a curated record. Gene Ontology annotation, cellular component: filamentous actin; adherens junction; stress fiber.
GUUUGCCUGGGUGAUGGGAGGGUGAGGGGUAACUCAUGCUCGUCUACUGGCACAUUUAUUUUGGCUGAAAGAACGGGUUAGCUGCACAAUUGUUGUGAGAACAGGCUGUGUUGUGUGCAGACGAUAUCCAGAGCUCCAAGCUGAUGUAGACAUUUGGGCGUUUCUGGAAAGUGAGUGGAUUCCCGUAGCUACACGCGGUGUCUUGAGAGGCAGGUUCCAGUUUUAAUUCUUCAUUCCAAUAUUGUUCUGGACGGGAUAUCAGGUGCAGAAAAUUUCGUGAGAAACUAGAUCAAAGGGAAGUGACCGGUGAACUGACCAGUGGUGACCAGCUGAUAAAGAUGGCCCAAACGAUCGUCCAGCUCCACAGAAACCCAGGCGUACCGUGGGGAUUCAGGCUCCAGGGGGGACGGGACUUCUCGGCAGAACUCAGUGUUAAGAAGAUCCAGCCCGGAAGUCCAGCUGAAGGUCAUCUGUGGCCUGGUGACCGCAUCGUCGGCAUCGGUAACCAUGGCACCCAGAACAUGACGCACAUGCAGGCCAACCACAUCAUCAAGAGCGCCGGCAACGUCGUCCAGUUCACAGUCAUCAGAGGGCCAUCCACUGACUUCUCCAGUAUUAAACCCACCGGACCGGUCAAAUUUUCGCCGUGGAAGUACAACCAGCAGCAGCAGCAGCAGCCCAACUACUGAGAACAACAGCAGCAGCCCAACUACUGAGAGCAACAGCAUCCUAGCAUCGAUUCUUCUUUGACUAAAAACAUUAUGCCAACGUGUCUAAACUUUCGGACAACUCUAAUCAAAUGUGUAUGAUGUUCAGCUGACCUUUGUGAUUUAGAAUUAGUUUUUCUGUUAAGGACAGGUGUCUGUUUUCAAGGCGACCUGUUGAUGUACCUUGUAUCAAAUGUAAAGGUUUUCAAGGCGACCUGUUGAUGUACCUUGUAUCAAAUGUAAAGGUUUGGAUAUCGGUAUUCCGUCCAAGUAUUGUUGUUUAAUGUCGGGUUUCUCAGCACACGAUGUAGUCAAUGCACUUGUAUUCUUUGGGUGUAAGUCUAUGUAAUGUUCAUUAUAAAAGUAUGUUUUCAGAGCGCAAGUGAGGAGUUUCUAAGGAAGGAAAUUAUUUUAUUUUUAAGUAUGCUGUCGGCAAUAGCGUCACAAUGUGGGGGCGGGGUGGCGGACCACACAGGGUAUCACCAUUAAAUGGGAUGACACCAAAAUCAAUCUGCUUUGUUUAAUUUAAGAAAAGAAUAUACAACUUGUAUUACACCAAGUUGCAUAUUACUUACAUAUAUUUUUAUAUUCGUUGACAGUGACAUCAAGAUUUUCCGUACCGGGUGUCAUGCGACUUAAUGACCUCUGUGCCCAGUGUCACAUGACUUAGUGACUUCUGUGCACCGUGUCACAUGAACUAGUGACCUCUGUGCACAGUGUCACAUGACUUAAUGACCUAUGUGCACCGUGUCACAUGACCUAGUGACCUCUGUGCACAGUGUCACAUGACCUAGUGACCUCUGUGCACAGUGUCACAUGACCUAGUGACCUCUGUGCACCGUGUCACAUGUCUUAGUGACUUCUGUGGUUGUGAGGACACACAAGACAACUGGCAACCGACACAGCAACCAUUUCAAAACGCCCACAUUGUUGUCUUAUGUCAACAUUCGGUCGGCUGCAAGUAGAGCCAGUAGCCUAAGCAAGUAGAGCCAGUAGCCUACAUGACGGCUGCAAGUAGAGCCAGCAGCCUAUGCAAGUAGAGCCAGUAGCCUACAUGACGGCUGCAAGUAGAUCCAGCAGUCUAUGCAAGUAAAUCCAGUAGCCUACAUGACGGCUGCAAGUAGAUCCAGCAGUCUAUGCAAGUAAAUCCAGUAGCCUACAUGACGGCUGCAAGUAGAUCCAGCAGUCUAUGCAAGUAAAUCCAGUAGCCUACAUGAGCACAGGUUCUCUUGUAAUGUUAACUCAUGAUCCUCACACUAGAGGAGCCAAUGUCAGAAGAUCUCAAACAAUUUAUUACGACCCGAAGAAAAAGUUAACUAUAAAUGUGUCAAUCACAUGCUAAUUACUUAUUACAUUAAAUAUGUAAGCUGGCUUGCUUGUGCAAGUGGGUUCGGAGAAACCGCUUCAGCAAUAAUUUUUUCUCUUCGUGCAAUCUGUUGCCAGUUAUGUCUUAGUUCUUGCUGAGAGUGUACCGAAAUGGUAGACACAUUGCUUGUUCGUUCUCGCUUGAUUUCGCCCGUAAUAAAAAUAUUAGAAGCGAGUUUCUGGAGCAUGUAAAGAUGUUGUCGCUUUAAUCAAGCAGAGAUUCAAACUUUCUCUUGACCUAAACAAACUGAGUGUUCAGACGUCGCACUAACCUAGAACCUGGUUGCAGCAUUUAAAGAAUUCAAGUUUAUAUCACUUGUUAGAUAUCCGAAUGGAUAAAAUAUAUAACCAAUCAAUUAGCAAUCCCAAGGUAUUUAUUUAAAAAUUAAAUAGAGGACUGAAAAUACCAGGUCAUUGACGGGUCAUUUUUUCAGUCUCAUAAAGUGUAAUUCUUUUCUUACCGUCCCCUUCUCCACUCAUAUUGUUAGAGAGUGUAGAUAAAUGUUGACCUUCAACUCUGUGAUGUUGCUGAUGUGUGAUUUACUCUCAUUCGCGUGUUGUGACAUCAGGAUGUCUAUACCUUCAAUGUAUCGUGGAAUAUUUAAGGUGCUACUACCAUGUAUUAUAUCUCUAUGUGCACGCCAUGUAGCGGUCUUCACUGCUGGUGUGUGUGUGUCUCAGUUGGUGUGUGUGAUUCCCAGCUGUUGUGUGUGUGUCUCAGUUGUGUGUGUGUGUGUGUGUGAGUCCCAGUUGGUGUGUGUGUCUCAGUUGGUGUGUGUGUGUGAGUCCCAGUUGGUGCCAACAUGGUGAGCCAACAUGUAACAAUGGUCGAAUGUUUGUUAGAGUCGAGGCCACCUCGUUACUCAGCUGGUUUUAAAACAGCUGAGUCAGCGAUGUACAGCCAAACAGCUGGGUCAAUGAUAUAUGCAGAUCUGAUAGAACCUUAGUUUUGUCUAGGUCUAGGGUAUGGUAUAUCAGAUAGAUAUAUAACUUAAGCCUACAUAUACAUAUAUUAGUUGAAUAGAACUGUAAAUGUAUUCAACUUUCUACAGACAAUAUAGCCUGCACCAGUGUAAUGAUUCCUGUCGCACGUACCUUAUGUAUAUUAUAUUUGUAGCAAUCAUGAUUGUAUAUUUGAUGUUGCAAUCGUGUUUGUAUAUUUAAUAGCAAUCAUAAGUAUAAAUUCGAAGUUGUCCGUAGCAAUCAUGAAUUCAGUUUCUUUGCAUUUUUGUCAGUUAUUUCCCCUUUUUACGUUUUUUCUAAGUCAAUUAAAAAUGAGAUUUUCC